Labrus mixtus (cuckoo wrasse) is the source of this 1113-nucleotide messenger RNA. RefSeq names its product immunoglobulin lambda-1 light chain-like. The record is from RefSeq and is a predicted model, not a curated record. The transcript is spliced from 4 exons. Bases 88 to 816 code for a protein of 242 amino acids. NCBI's taxonomy places the organism in Eukaryota, Metazoa, Chordata, Actinopteri, Labriformes, Labridae.
CCUCUCCUCAUCCUCCAAAGCCUCUAAUCUGUCAGCAGUGAGCUCACUUUUCAAGUUCCAAGGCCAUUCUCAGCACACACUGACAACAUGCUGGGGACCCUGUGCACUCUCAUCACUGCUCUAACAUAUGUUGAUGCAGUGAUAGUGCUGACCCAGACGCCUGCUGUCCACACAGUUUCUACAGGACAACAAGUUGAUCUUCAAUGUAACAUCCAGAGAGAUGAUGGAUAUUAUGUCUCCUGGUACAAACAGGUUCCUGGUGAAGCUCCUCAGUAUGUUCUGAGAUUUUACCACUCUCACAGCUCACCUAGCUUUGGAUCAGGAUUCUCCUCAGACAGAUUCAACUCUAAAUCUUCAUCAAACAUAGAUUAUCAGUUCAUCAUAAAGAGAGCAGAGACAGGAGACUCUGCUCAGUAUUUCUGUCUGACAUGGGAUAACUCUGCUAAGGAGAACGUAUUCGGACAAGGCACCAAGCUGAUUGUGACGAGCUCCAGCCUCUCUCCUCCUGUCCUCACAGUCUUCCCUCCGUCCAGUGCUGAGCUCCAGUCCAACAAAGCCUCUCUGGUCUGUCUGUCCACUCAGUCUGUGCCUUUUGCAGAUGUGAGCUGGUCUGCUGCUGGGAGUCCAGUGAGCAGUGGGAUCUCUACCAGCACGGCCGUUCAGCAACCAGACCAGACUUUUCAAAUCAGCAGCUAUCUGUCCAUCCAGACGUCAGACUGGAACAUGGACAAGGUCUACACAUGUCGAGUGUCUUUGGGCUCCCAGACUUCAGAGAAAACCAUCAACAAGUCCCACUGUUCCACUGAAGACCAGUAGAGGAGCAGAGGGACCAUUUCUAAUCUGCUUCUUGACUCUUUGUGCUGUUUGCUCAUUACAAGGUUCACAUCUUACAGUAUAUGUCUGCAUGCUUGUAAUACAUGUUGUGUCUAUCUGUCCAUUAAACCUUCUCAAGUGUUAAGUUCCUCUGGGCUCCCACACCUCAGAGAAGAAUUUGAACAAAGACGAUGAAUAGAUUGAUCAGCAUUGUUUUAUGCAUAACUGUUGGUGUGAACACAGCUUUGCUUUAUUGUACAUGGAUUAUUUGAAAUAAAAGCAUUCUUAAUUAGAUACAAA